Molecule: messenger RNA, 1200 nt
Organism: Rodentolepis nana
Lineage: Eukaryota; Metazoa; Platyhelminthes; Cestoda; Cyclophyllidea; Hymenolepididae
Source: the annotation of a GenBank genome assembly
AUGUUGGAAAAGUUACAAACCACAAGCGGAGCUCAGAUUGCAACUCAAGACAGGAAGCCUGUGGAUAUUUACUAUUCAAUGAUUUUUAAAAUUGGCUACGUGUAUAUGCAACCCUGCAUUUGCAUAAUUGGUUUUGUUCUCAACAUUAUAAAUUCCUACAUAUUUUGCCGUAAAACCUUUUCCUCAACUCCAGCAUACAUGCUGGUUUCAGCGCUCUCGAUAACCGAUGCCAUUACACUAGGACUGCGAAUUCCUCAAGGUCUAACUCAGUAUGUCAUAAAAUUGUUUUCUUUCCAUCACUUAGCAACUACGGAAAAGCAUCGUUAUCGAGGAUCACAAACAGCCAAAACAAUAGCAAUAAAUGCGUACAUUUAUGCUACCUAUGCUGAAAUACCAAUUACAAACAUGACAGAGAAUAUGAGUGCAUGGCUAACCGUUUGCCUGGCGCUUGAACGCUACGUCGCAAUGAGACACUGGAAUUUUGCUCGACAGUACUGCAAUCGACGUAAUGCCACACGUCUUAUAAUUGGCAUUGCUGCUGUAUCUAUUAUUUUCAAUCUCCCCUACUUCAUGAUUCAUCGGAUUAAUGUCCAAAGAUCGCAAAACGGUACCUUAAAAGUUACGUCUUCUGUGACUGCACUCAAACGCUCCAAAUUCUACGCCAUUUAUUCCUGGUUUCGCAUGGCCACAGUUCAAAUAAUUCCUCUUGUAGCACUGUGCAUUCUUAAUGUCCUCCUAAUAGCUAUUGUCUAUCAUCACAACAAAAAGUUGGAUAAGAAAUCGGAGCUUGAACGUAAUAUCAAUAGAUUGUCUUUGGGAGGUGAUGUUCUAACCUCAGAGGAAGGCUGUAUUUCAGAUCCGAGUAAAAAUGAAGUAAUCGGUAUUCAACAGCAACCCCCAAAUACAUUUCAGAAGAAGAGAAACGCACAAAGAAAGCUAAAUAUUCUACUGAUAGCCGUGAUACUCCUCUUUCUUUUUGGUGCUAUUCCUCAAGCCUUCUCCUAUGCCCGCAUUUUCGAAGUGUUUGGGAUUUGUAAGGAGGAUUUUCAUAAUUGUAGAACCUAUUCCAUUUAUCGUAUGGUGACAACGAACAUCGCUCUGAUAAGCUACGGACUAACUUUCUUCUUGUACAUAUCCCUUAACCGGCAUUUUCGAAAUGAGCUGGCAAAGUGUAUGCCUAUUUGUAUUAAAAAGUUGUAA